AUGCCACCCGAGGAGACAACUGCCGCUGUUGCUGCUGCUGCUACCAAUCAGCAGCAGCAGCAGCAGCAUGAUGCGAAGUUCGUGCGGCUGCUGGCGGAGAAGGGCAAGGUAGACUUAGCUCUCGUCAACACCGUGACAGGAGAUGCGUACCCGCCUACCGGCAAUUUUCCUCUCCCUGCAUCAGGAGACAACAGCAGCAGCAGCAGCAGCAGCAGCAGCAGCAGCUGGAAGGCUUAUCCAAUACUGCCCCCAGCAUUUCGUGCUGCAGCAACACAAACCCUAAACAUUUGCUUCCCGGGUGUGAAUUGGGCAGGUGUAUGUACAGCAGCAGCAGAGCAGCAAGCAGGAGGAGCAGAAGCAGCAGCAGCAGCUGCUGCUGCUGCAGAACUGGGGCGCGAAUUCACCCGACGUGUUGCUGCUGCUGCUGAUCCGGCAAGACACACGUGGAUCCUCGUACACAUGCAGCAGCAGCAGAAGCAACAACAACAGCAGCAGCAGCAGCAGCCGGUUGCUGCGGGCGCCGUUCAUGAAUCUGCUUGGUCUCCCUCUUCUUGCUCCUCGCGAGCAGCAGCAGCAGCAGCAGCAGCAACCCCUGAUGCGGCAGCAGCAGCAAACCCCACUUGUUCCCUAACCACCCGCCAGGCUCUGUUCUUGCAGCAGUGGCGUUGCAAUGUUGCUGCGCUGCUGGAGGCGCAGCGGCUGCCUGAAGAGCUGCAGCAGCAGUUGGCUGCCUCAGCAACAGCAGCAGCAGCAACAGCAGGAGCAGCAGCAGCUAAAGAAGCAGCAGCUAAGGCCUCUCCAGCUGCUGCUAGUGUUGCUGCUGCUGCACAGCUCCAGGCAGCAAGGCGGCGCCUAGCAACCCGCUACGCAUUCCUUAUAAAAGAACGUCAGCAGCACCAGCAGCAGCAGCACCAACAGCAGCAACAGCAACAGCAGCAACAGCAACAUCAGCCGUGCCCCCCCAGCAGCAGCAACAGCCGCAGCAGCAGCAGCAGCAGCAGCAGCAGCAACAGCAGCAGCAGGACGCCUGAGGAGGCGCAGCUUGCUGGGUGGUAUUGGCCGUCAACUCUGCAGCAGCAGCGAGAGACAGCAAAAUCGCUCGAUGCUGCACUUGCUCAGCAAAUUAAAGCCCAAAGAUUGCUGCAGCAGACUCCAUAUGGCGUGUGCAUAUGUGGGCAGGCCGAGUUGUUGUCUUCUGACUUCUCUUGCCGUAUCGUUGAGAGGCAGCAACGCAUCGUGCUGUAUGAGCAAAGCUCUCGGGUGUACGGACGGCGGGAUGUCUUCGCCGAUUGGAGUGGGGAGCACCACCGCAUGCGUCGAGCGUUUCUGCUGCAGCUGCAGCAGCAGCAGCAGGUGCUGCAGCAGCAGCAGCAGCAGCAGGUAAAACAGCUGCAGCAGGAACUCGAGCGGUAUCGCCUCAAAGCACAACAGAAGUCAGAGACAAACAGAGAAGACAGAAGGAGAAUAGAGAAGCAGCAGAGCGAGCUGAGGGCUUUACAAAGAAGGCUUCAUAAAAAGAGGCAGCAGCAGCAAAAGCGCCGUCUGCUGCUGCGGCACAUCGGGCGGCAGGCUGCUGCGUUGUUGCUGCGCCAGCCAAGCCAGCAGCAGCAGCAGCAGCAGCAACAGCAACAGCAGCACCAGCAGCCGCAUGUGCUGCAACAGAGACUCGAGCAGCAGCAGCAGGCCCUCGACGAUGCCUUGGCGCUGCUCAUAGAAACUCAGCAAGCCCUUGAGGACUCCGCCUCUUCAUCGGAUGCUGCUGCUGCUGCGCAGCAGCAGCAGCAAAAGCAGCAACGUCUGCAGCAGAAGCUGCAGCAGCAGCACAAGCAGCAACAAAGACACAGGCUCGCACGGCCAGACCAACAUCAACAGCAGCACCUGCAGCAGCACGGAAAGCAGCAUCAUCUGAAACAGCUGCAGCAGCAGCAAAAAAAGAUGCCUGCCAGCCUUGGAGAUGCACAAGCAUCCUCCUGGGUCCCGCCGCUGAAGCGCCGCUGCAGCGCAGCACAAGACACGAUGCAGCAGCACCAGCAGCAGCAACAGCAGCAGCAGCGCGAAGGAAAACUCAUGAAGCACUCCGGAUUAGCCGGAAGUGAAGGUGCUGCUGCAUCAGCUGCAGCAGCAGCAGCUACUGCAGCAGCUGCUGCUGCAGACCGACAUGCGCCAAGCACGAUGCGCCUAAUGAUUAGACCCAUGAGUGCUGCUGCUGCUGCUCCGCAGCAGCAACAGCAGCAACGACACCCGGAGAAGCAGCACCAACAGCAGCAGCAGCACCAGCAGCAGCAGCACCAGCAGCAGCAGCAACGAAGCACGGAAAAUCCCCAGGCAUUUGCUGAGGGUUGUGGCAGCCAUAGAGAUCGACCCCAGCAAUUGCAGCAGCAGCAGCAGCAGCAGCAGCAACAGCUGCAGCAGCAACACCAGCAGCAACAGCAGAUUUCAUCACGGACAACAGCAGAUUGUCCUCUGAAGCAAACCCUCGAGAGCACGAGCCUGAUGAUGGAAGAGGAGCAGCCGCUUUGCUGCAGCAGCGGCAGCGAAAAGGGGCCACUGAUGAUGCACUCAUCAUCAGCUGCUGUUGCUGCUGCUGCAGCAGCAGGAGAGACAGCUCUUAUGCAAGACAGUGCAGCAGACCCAGAAGGAAGCAGCUGCCCGGAUAACCACAUCCACUGCGACACAGCAGCAGCAGCAACAGGAUCUGCUGCUGCUGCUGCUGCGAGCAGUGUAAACGGCACUGCAGCAGCAGCAAGCGAUUCCUGGGAUCGUCUCCACGGCAGCAGCAGCUGCAGCAAAAGCGACCUUGAGAGCGACAGCCAGAACAGCUGGAACGAUAGCGGCAGCAACAGCAACAGCAUGAGCAGCAGCAGCAGCAACGGGAGCAGCACCAGCAGCAACAGCAGCAGCAGAAGCUGGCGCAAGGGCUCUACUGGAGCGCCGCUGCACGCACAGGGGGAAAGGGCGGCAGCAGCAGCAGCAGCAGCAACAGGGACACCGGCAAUAGGAAAAUACUCAGCACUUCUCAGUGCUGCUGCUGCUGCUGCAGGCCUCAGUGCAGAGGCGCUGCAGCAGCUGUCUUGGCUCGAUGAGAGACGCUCCGACAGAACGGUUGUUCCCCCUAGCCAAGAUCCUUACCGAGACGGAUCUCUCUUCACUGAGUGCUUGCAUUUAGAGACGUCACUCUUCGCGCUGCUCCGCUUGGCCAGCACCGACAGCCCCCCGCCAGACACGGUAGCGAAUAUUCUUCAAUUGAAUCGACUGCUGCUGGAGGCCAAGCGGCAGCUGGAUGCGGGUCGCUACCGCCUCCUCAAGCAGAUGAAGCUCCUUUUGGCGGAGUCCAACUCUCCCUUCAACAACUUCCACCAACUAAGGCGGGGCUAUCGCCUUUUAAAUAUGCUGGGCCGAGGCGGUUUUGCAGAAGUCUGGGAGGUGUUUGACCCGCUUACCUGCUCGGUGGCGGCAGCCAAGCUGCACGUGCUUUCUUCUGUAAAGAGAGAAAGAGAAAGAUUAAAAAUUGUUAAGCGCAUUGUGGAAAUGAAGGCUUGCUUUGAGAUGGGGAACGAUGUUCUCGCCAGCAUCCUACAGUUCUGCGAAGGAGGUGACCUGGACCACUACUUGAAGAUUUCGGGGCCUCUAGAGGAGCCUUUGGCGGCUCGCUGGGUCCGGCAGAUUCUGCUGGCCCUGCAUUACUUGAAGCACCAACCCAAUGGCAGCAUAUACCACCUGGACGUGAAGCCUGGAAACGUUUUGCUGCAAGAAGGAGACUGCAAGUUAGCAGACUUCGGGCUCAGCUGUUUCGUCCCUAAGGGAGAGACAAAACCCUUUACUGGGGGAGGGACCCUCUGGUACCAGCCCCCAGAGUGCCUGCUGCUGCAGCAGCAGCAACAGCAGCAGCAACAGCAACAGCAGCAGCAACAGCAGCAGCAGCAGCAGCAGCAAGUCCGACAGCAGCACAAGCAACACCAGCAACCCCCGCACAUCGAUGCCGCCCCUCAAGAUCGACUGAAGAAAGAAACCUCUCCCAGGGACCAGCAGCAGCAGCAGCAACAACAACAGCAGCUGCUGCCUCUAGUGGUGCUAGCGGAUGAGAAGAUCGACAUAUGGGCAGUGGGGUGUAUCCUGUACGAAAUGCUGUUUAACAAGCGACCCUUCUGCCGCGGACUUCCCCCCGGCCAUGCCGACCCUUCAGCGCACAUCAUCGCCAACGCUAAGGAAGGUCUGAUUGUUCCCAACGGGCCCCGCAAGAUCUCAGAUGCAGCAGAGGAUAUGCUGCGGCGUUUGCUUGCGUACGACCCUCGGGAGCGGCUGUCUUUAGAAGAAGCCUUAGCACAUCCUUUCUUACAGCGGCCCCCAGCAGGCGCUGAGCUUGCCGAUAGAAUAGAGGAGACAAUUCGGGCUCUUGAAAAGCAAUAA
Molecule: messenger RNA, 4407 nt
Organism: Eimeria acervulina
Lineage: Eukaryota; Apicomplexa; Conoidasida; Eucoccidiorida; Eimeriidae
Product: Tyrosine kinase-like (TKL) protein, putative
Exons: 20
Coding region: 1-4407 (1468 amino acids)
Biological process (GO): peptidyl-serine phosphorylation; chromosome segregation; intracellular signal transduction
Cellular component (GO): nucleus
Molecular function (GO): protein serine/threonine kinase activity; ATP binding
Source: RefSeq, a predicted model, not a curated record